UGGGACUAAGCAGCUUCAGAAUGAGGGAGUGGGAGAGAUUUGUCCCAACCACAGGCCAAGCGUGACUCAGGAAAUCUUCCGGCUACACCUGUGAAUGAUGAUUAUGGUAGAUGUUAGAAUUUCUUUUUAAAGAAAAAUAUUAAUUUACAGGAAUCGCACAAACUGUAUACCAAACCCAACAUCACUUUUUGGAAUCUGAGAAUGAUACUAGUAAACCACACUUAAUAUUUGUUCUUUGGAGCCUGCUAAUCUCAGAAUUACCCUACAAUAAACAGAUGCUCUCUCUACGCUGGGCAGCCUGCCAGAAGGUAAGCUUAUGGCCCACUGGGCUUUCCCCAUAAAAGGACCGGAGCCUCAACCUCACGCAAGCAGGAGCCUCAGCAGAGAAAGCUCUGUGUCAUUACUCAGCGACUCUCAGCUCCCGCCAGGUGACCAUGACCCAACUCAGCUUCCUGCUAUUUAUCAUCCUGGCCACCAGAGGGUGCACUGCACUUGAAGAGAAACUGGAUAACAACAGAUGGGCCAAUCCUGUGUCUGCCUCUCUGUUCAGAAGCUGCAAGGAAAUCAAGCAGGAGAUCACUGGGGCACAAGAUGGCCUCUAUUUCCUCCGCACGAAGAAUGGUGUCAUCUACCAGACCUUCUGUGACAUGACCACUGCAGGUGGUGGCUGGACCCUGGUGGCCAGUGUGCAUGAGAAUAACAUGGGCGGGAAGUGCACAGUGGGUGAUCGCUGGUCCAGUCAGCAAGGCAACAGAAUCGACUACCCGGAGGGAGAUGGCAACUGGGCCAACUACAACACCUUUGGGUCUGCAGAGGGGGCCACAAGUGAUGACUACAAGAACCCUGGCUACUUCGACAUCCAGGCUGAGAACCUGGGUAUCUGGCAUGUGCCCAACAAGAGCCCCCUGCACAAUUGGAGGAACAGUUCCCUGCUGAGGUACCGCACCUUCACUGGCUUCCUGCAGCACCUGGGCCAUAAUCUGUUUGGCCUGUACCAGAAGUACCCAGUGAAAUAUGGAGCCGGGAAGUGUUGGACUGACAAUGGCCCAGCAAUACCUGUGGUCUAUGACUUUGGUGAUGCUCAGAAGACAGCCUCUUAUUACUCCCCCCUUGGCCAGAAGGAAUUCACUGCAGGAUUUGUUCAGUUCAGAGUGUUUAAUAACGAGAGAGCAGCCAGUGCUUUGUGUGCUGGCAUGAAGGUCACUGGAUGUAAUUCUGAAGCUAGCUGCAUUGGUGGAGGAGGAUUCUUCCCAGAAGGUAACCCUCGGCAGUGUGGAGACUUCUCUGCAUUUGAUUGGAAUGGAUAUGGAACUCACAUUGGGUACAGCAGUAGCCGGGAGAUAACUGAAGCAGCCGUGCUUCUGUUCUAUCGUUGAGAACAUUGUGGUGUGGGAC
This is a messenger RNA of Peromyscus leucopus (white-footed mouse), 1395 nucleotides long. Its product is annotated as intelectin-1a. Bases 435 to 1376 code for a protein of 313 amino acids. NCBI's taxonomy places the organism in Eukaryota, Metazoa, Chordata, Mammalia, Rodentia, Cricetidae. The record is from RefSeq and is a predicted model, not a curated record. The transcript has 8 exons. Gene Ontology annotation, molecular function: oligosaccharide binding.